Messenger RNA from Symbiodinium sp. CCMP2592, 2331 nucleotides. The record is from the annotation of a GenBank genome assembly. NCBI's taxonomy places the organism in Eukaryota, Dinophyceae, Suessiales, Symbiodiniaceae.
AUGGACUUCUCCUCCCUUACCCCUGCCUCCAGCGGCCAGGUGGACAUCCUUGAGCUCCUUUGGCCGCCUGCGGCUGAUGCUGACGCACAGAGGGUAUGUGUGGCCUACGUGCUGAUGUUGCGUGCAGACGGCUUCUUGCUGACCGUCCCCGGGUCCUUCUUUACCCCGGCCGAGCUUGCUGCCGAUGGGGAAGAGGGUUUGCCUCGCCCUGGUCCUUCGCUUCAGCUGGAGGCCCCUGCUGUAGCCCUGUCAGAGGAGGGAGAUUGGAUUGUGGCCCCCUCGGCCGAACCCCUUUCGGUGACUGUCGUGGACUUCCCCGCCUCCUUGGCGGCUCAGCUCUCGCCCGUCGAGCUCGACACAUUCCUCGGAACCUUUUUCAACGAGACCGACACUGGUCUUUACCCUCUGGCUUCCGACGUGCUCCGUCAGGCCCGGGCUUGGAUUUUGGCCGAGGGAGCCGGAGUAUCCUCAGGUUACCAAACGGCCGCGUCCGAACCCCCUGCUGCAGCAGCCGAGGCCCGCCGGCUGAGGGCGAAGCGACCCACUGUUUCCCUGUUGGCCCAACAGCAGGCAGCCUUGACAGAAGUUGUGGCCCGGCUCAGCGAUCAGUUAGCGCAAAUGCAAAAGGCUUCUCAGCCCGCGUCCCCUACCCAGGUGAGCCCGCUACAGCAGCCAGUUCCGUCAGGAGCCGAGGUUCGCCAGGCACCGCUCUCUGCGCAGCUCGGCGCCACAGGAAAGCCAACAGGAGCUGCGCGUGAGGCUGGAGGCCUCGCGCUGCCACCUUUCCAGUCAGUGCCCAAGAGCCUGGCCCAUACCUUGGGGCCUCCGCCGCCUGCGCGCGGCCUCACAGCUUCCCUGCGACCUCCCGAGGUGGAUCAAGAUGCUCGGCUGGCGGCCGCCAUUACUUCAGGAGAGUUGCCCGCCGCGCCGCCGCAGCCAGACCUGACUUCGGCCAUGAUGGCUCAGAGCCAAGCCCUUCUGACACUGGUGGGCCACCUCGCCCAGGGCGGGGACCCGGUCUUGGACUCACAGGUGUCGAUCGCUUUCGACUUGUUGAUGGCUGGAAACAGCACCGGCGCGGCGGACGUGUUGGCCCUUUUGGCCGUGUACUUGGACCAACUUCACGACCCGCCUCAGGCCAUCUACUCGGAUCCUGUGUCGACCCCGGGAGCCGGAGUGCAGCCGUUCUCCCCGCUAGCAGAUCAGAAGUGGGUCACUUCGGCCCUGGGCUGCCUUCGCGAGAUGGACUUGAUCGCUUCGCGGCGGGCCGAGGCAAAACCAAAGCCAAAGCGGCCACCAGGCCUCCCCGCACCACCGACGGGCCAGGGCACACCUCAGGAGGAGGUGGCUCUCACCAAGAAGCAGCAGCGGGCAGCACAAUGGGCCGCGAAACGCGCAGCCGCGGGCGCGACACCGCCUCCGGCGAACGACGCUGUUUCCGCUCCCACCGCCCUCUUUCCCAUUCCCUCGCCCAGUGCUGCGCCUGUGGGGAGGAGUACCCGCCAGCGAGGGGGCACACGCCAAGCCGGAAGGCACAUGUCCCGGGCCCUUCAUGUGAUCAUCAUGGCCCUUAAUUUUGUGCACUCGGGUUUUAGGCCUGUGCCACUGAGCGCAUUGCGGAGGCCGCCGAACCUGCAUCACAUUUCGGUGUUCAGGCGGGUCAGCGGCUAUUUGCGGGCGUGUUGCCGCCGUGGGAUCUCGAUCCCAUACUGCGCCGGCAGAAGGGGGAGCCACCUAGCCGCACGCCUAGGUGAGCUCUCCGACUUCCUUCUUGCGUGCGGGGUGGGGCUUGACAGCUAUGAUGUGCCUGCUCCGGCGGCCUUUGCGGACAAGCCUCUUGUUCCUCAUGCCCCCGGCGGGCCUGACUGUUUGCGCCCCUACCGGCCCUUAGAGGCCGACACGAUCGUGCUGCACGGUGAAGCCGACUGGGACAUCAGUCCCUUCCUGUCUCCUGGCAUGCUCCUUGCUUUCCGGGACCCGCUGGUGCUCGAAACUUUUCCCGGGUCGUGUGGGCCGGCCCCCUCCUUCAAGCAUGAAAACCCGGAGGAGGUCUUUAAGCUUAUGAAGGUAUGGGAUGCAAAGGGGCUUUUGACACUGCGACCGGGCAUCAUCCCGGACAUCAGGUGCUCCCGAGUCUUCGGCUCUUUCCAGAGCCCGGGAAAGUUUCGGCAAAUUGGUGAUCGCCGCGGACAAAACGGCCUGGAGGCUCGCCUUGACGGCGUGUCACACCUCUUGCCCCAAGGCUUCCUGCUGACCAAGUUGCAUCCUGGAGCGCUCCUUCACGAAUGCCACGAAACCAUGCUUUGCGCUGUCGGAGUUUGCCGGCACUAG